UUAUUGUUAUUUCCAUUCCAGACUCAGACUUCCAUCCAGAGACGCGAGACGCCAGAUUGGCCGAUUGGCUCUAAAUAAUAUAGUAGAUAGUAUAAAGUUAAAGCACAGUUUUUUUGCUUAUCCGGUUAAAGUAUAAAGUGUGGUGGUCUGUGUUUGUCUGAGAAAAUGUCUGUUGAUGUAAGGAGCUUGAAGCAAAGCUUGAGGAAACUAGAAUUUCCUCAGUGCUCAAAAGAAGCCCUGCACAAAAUAAACGAAUUAAUGUGCAGUCGAAUGGCAACAAGUGUGAAUAAGAAUAUAGAUAUAAAGAAUAUGGAUAUAGCCCUGAACCUCAUGGCAGAAUUCAUUUUUUUAGAAGUAGAUAGACGAGGUGAAAAAAGACCACAACCUCUAAAUCCUCUUGUAGAGCUCCAAUUAGUUAAAACAUUGUAUGAUUAUUUUGAUUCAGUGCCUAGUGAAUCUGCUAGGAACACUGUCUUUCUUUCAUUAUUUAGUGGUACAACAGCAAACUCGAGGAUACAGGUGCUUUCCAAGUUAGUGUCCCUUGCGAUAGGCAUUCCUUCUACAAAAAUUUUAGUAUCUGCAAGGGCAUGGAUGCAGCAGAUAGGAAACAGUUCUCAAAAUAGUUGCAAAUUGGCUGACGCAAUAGUUCAAGACUAUUUUUACUUUUAUAAAACUAAUCUAGAUAAGAUUACAUUAUUGCCGAAGAUUUGUCCACAGUUUACUGCAAAUGUCAUAACUGCCAUUACAGAGAACUAUUAUAAUGCUAGAAUGAAAGAAAUAGUAUUUCCACCAGAUAAUCUGAUAGAAACUAUUACGAAAUGGUUAUCAGAAAAUCCAAGUCUGUGUAAUGCAGCGCAGCAAAAACAAGCUUUGCUUCCAGCAGGAGCUAUUUCAAUGGAGGCUCAAACACCCAUAGCAGGUCUUGUACGAUGGUGUGUCCUUGCGCCCAUUUAUAAAAAGGACAAUGAAUAUUAUAACAAACUACAUUUAGCAUUACUAACUAGUAUAAUGGAAAUACCCAAAUCAGUUCCACCAAAAGCAGUAAAUGUUCAAGAUUUGAUCAUACCUAUUAACCCAAUUUUAGCGUAUGUCAACGAGUUGAAACACAAACAAGAAUUGAAACUAGCUCAAAUCUUAAAUGAAGACUCCCUACAACUCUGUUUAGAUAGAUUUGCUCAGAUUGUACAGGUUGCACAGUCAGUCAAAGCCAUCUACGGUCAUAUUGACGAUCUUUACUAUAAACUUAAAAUGUUGCCUUUUAACAAACUAAUGAAUAUUGUGAUCAAUAAUUAUAACAAAGAAAAAAUAAUUGUUUUAUAAAUUAGUUUGUAAUAUUAUAUUAUUAAUAUUAUACAGGUUGUUUCAUUAAGAAUUGUCCAUAUAGUAACUGAAGAAACCUUAUCACAAAAUACAAAGAUUUAACUUAAAACACUUAAAGAAAAUAUUCUUCCUUACCGAGAUACAGGGUGUUUUAUUUCAAAUAUUCUAAAAUGAUUUUAGCCCAUUGCUUUAACAACUUUCAAUAUUUUUUGUUUAAACUUGACAAACAGUCUACACAUGUUAAGAUACUUUAACUGGUGUUAAAAGAUCGUUUUCUGCUGUUACCAGAGACAUGCUGUAGGGAUAUACACUUCAUUUUCCCGCUCUUCCCCCUCACAAUCUACGCCACUGUCGUAAUAAUCAUUUCAGCAUGAUUUGUUGAUUCUUCGUUACUUUUUACGUAAAUAUCAUCUCUUGUCUCAAUCCUAUAGAGUAAGUAGUUUUUAAGUUAUUUGAGUUUAAAGGUAAUGGAUUCAAUAAGAUUAUGUAUUUUAAACACGAUAAUCUAUUGAAUGUUGUUUAAAAUACAUACAGUCGGAAAAAUGAAAGAAUACCCAUGAACGAUCACAUCAAUCGCUUAUUUUGUAUUUGCUGUCUUUUUCUAUAACAAACAUUUGUUAUUUAUAGAAAAGACAGCAAAUACAAAAUAAGUGAUUGAUGUGAUUGUUCAUGGGUAUUCUUUCAUUUUUCCGACUGUAAUCUUUAUCGAAUCCAUUAUCUUUAAACGCAAAUAACUUGAAAACUACUUACUCUAUCGCAUUAAGACAAAAGGAUGAUAUUUACGUAAAAAGUAACGAAGAAUCAAAAAACAUGCUGAAAUUAUUAUUACGACAUGGCGUAGAUUGUGAGGGGGAAAAUGAAGUAUAUAUCCCUACAGCACGCCUCUGGUAAUAGCAGAAAACUAUCAUUUAAUACUAGUUAAAGUAUGUUAACAUGUGUAAACUAUUUGUCAAGUUUGAACAAAAACUAUUGAAAGUUGUUAAAGCCGUGGGCUAAACCCAUUUUAGAAUAUUUGAAAUAAAACACUUUGUAUCUCGGUAAGGAGGACUAUUUUAUUAAAGUGUUUUAGGUUAAGUCUUCGUAUUUUGUGCUAAGGUUUCUCCAGUUACUAUAUGGACAAUUCUUAAUGAAACACCCAGUAUAUUAAUAUUAUAAUUUUUUAUUAUUUCUUAUUAUGUAAGAAUAAAUUUGUGUUUUUUAUCUUUUCGUUAAAUAUUAUUAAUAUUAUAUAUUAAUAUUAUAUUUUCUAUUAUAAACUGCGCGUCAUAGAAAACGGGCACCCUAAAAAAUGGGUAAUUUUUGAGGUUGCGUAUCUCCUAAACCUUUUGUCCGAUUUCAGUAAUUUUUUGAAUAUGUUAUAGCCUUGUUCUUUGUCAAUAUCCCUGUAAUAAUAUUUUUGCUAAACAGGUAAAUUUUCAUUGUAUACCGGGUGUACGAAUCAAACUGUGUUUUUUUCUCAAAGUUCGCAGCAUCCUGUGGAAUAUCCUAGCAUUUAUAAAAUAAUGAAAUUAAAACUCAACUAUAGCCUGAGGUUUUCUUAACAUCUUGUUUUUUUAUUCAUUCGCUUAUGUUGGAUAAUACAAAAGUUAGGUACUUUAACAAUUAGCCAUGUUCUUUUUCAGUACAGGGUGUUUCUAAACAAGUGCGACAAACUUUAAGGGGUAAUUCUGCAUUAAAAAAUAAUGACGGUUUGCUUUAUAAUCGUAUGUCCGCAAAUGCUUCGUUUGCGAGAUACGGGAUGUUGAAUUUUUUCUUACAAACUCACGAUUUAUUUAUUGCUUUAAAACCGGUUGAGAUAUGCAAAUGAAAUUUGGUGGAUUUUAAGACGUAGUUAUUGCACACUUUUUGACAUACAAUUAAGAAUUUCAUAUUCACCAUUGGCGUGCAUACGGGUAAUAUGAUCGGUCAUUUUACCCAUAUGCACGCCAAUAGUGAAUAUAAAAUUCUUGAUUGCAAGUCAAAAAAUUCACAAUAACUAUGUCUUAAAACCCACCAAAUUUCAUUUGCAUAUCUCAGCCGGUUUUAGGGCAAUAAAAUAAAUCAUCAGUUUGUAAAAAAAUUUAACAUCCCGUAUCUCGUAAACGAAGCAUUUGCGGACAUAAGUUUAUAAAGCAAACGGUCAAUAUUUUUUCAUGCAGAAUUGCCCCUUAAAGUUUGUCGCACUUAUUUACAAACAACCUAUACUGAUGAAGAACAUGACUAGUUGUUAAAGUACAUAACUUUUGUAUUAUCCAACAUAAGAGAAUGAAUCACAAAACAGAAUGUUCAGAAAACCUGUGGCUAUAGUCGGGAUUUCAUUUCAGUAUUUUAUAAAGUCUAGAAUAUUCCACAGGGUGUUGAGAACUUUGAGAAAAAAACACAGUUUGAUUCGUACACCCGGUAUACAAUGAAAAUUUACCUGUUUAGCAAAAAUAUUAUUACAAGGAUAUUUGCAAAGAAUAAGGCUAUAGCAUAUUCAAAAAAUCACUUAAAUUGGACAACAGGAGAUACGCGGCAUCAAAAAUGUUUUUAGGGUGCCCGUUUUCUAUGACGUGCAGUGUAUAAUCUUUAACUACUUGUAUGAAUAAAUUUGUGUUUUUUA
Diabrotica virgifera virgifera (western corn rootworm) is the source of this 3901-nucleotide messenger RNA. RefSeq names its product integrator complex subunit 15-like. NCBI's taxonomy places the organism in Eukaryota, Metazoa, Arthropoda, Insecta, Coleoptera, Chrysomelidae. The coding region runs from base 166 to 1320 and encodes 384 amino acids. The transcript is spliced from 3 exons. The record is from RefSeq and is a predicted model, not a curated record.